UGUAUUUGAAUCAAACCAUCUUGGAGACGUUUCACGAAAAACUGUGGAUUACGAAAACACUUGAGUUGACAGACUGCAAGUCUGACCCCAUAGGAAUUUAGGCUUCAUGGAUCCAGAUAUGAAUCCAAAAUAUUACAGCUUGAAGAUUUAUUUGGAGAGAUUUAAAGAAAACCAAAUCAUUGCUGCGAAAAAAUUCACCUAGAAAAAUGCGAAAGACUGAGGUUUUUCGUAUUUUGAUAUUUUUCGUUCACGCCCUAGUUCGCUCAUUUGAAGUCAUAUACUAAUGGAUAGAGCUUGACUUAGUCUACGAAAUGGUAUAUCUGAUAUUUGGCAUAGGUCUAAAAUAGUAUUCGGGAUAUGAAAAUAUUGAAGCUCAAAGUGUCAUUCAUAGAUUGGAGCUAGUGAAGCGACUAUCGAAUACUGUCAUUCGCGUAUUUGUUUUAAAAGUGCUAUAUUCGGAAUCAGCGCAAAAAGAUUGAACUAGAAAUGGUGUGUUUCAGAUGGCUUUCGAAUCUUUUGUUUUUGAUCAAAUUUUUCAUGGAUUACCCCUCAGGUACUUUUUCAAGAGAAAUGAAUUGUUUCCAAAAUCAGUUUUAGCGAUGCAAAACGCAUUCAGAUAUUUUGAAAUACUAUUUUAAAGGUAAACUAGCAAGAAAAAGUGAAUAAAAUACUACUUUUGAACGAAUUAGUUUUCCUUGAAAAAGUACCUGAGGGGUACUCCAUGAAAAAUUUGAUCAAAAACAAAAGAUUCGAAAGCCACCUGAAACACACCAUAUCUAGUUCAAUCUUUUUGCGCUGAUUCCGAAUAUAGCACUUUUAAAACAAAUACGCGAAUGACAGUAUUCGAUAGUCGCUUCUCUCAUUCGUCGUAUCACACAACUUACCAAGAGUCGCACUGAUCUCGAGGGUGAUUCACUUAUUCUUUCGCUAUUAUUACUCGUACAUAUUAAAGGAGAAUUCUGCUUAAUCUGAUGACCGAUUCUCCAGUCAUGUCGAUCAGUGAGUAGGUAACCAAUCCUGACUCAAAAAAUAAUCCAUCAACAGCACAAACUAAGCAAUUACAAUUAGCAAAAAGCAGCUCUAAACGGCCGAAAGCGGCUUCGGGUGAUGAUUCAUUCGAACGUGAACAUAGACUGGCUUAUUCAACAAACCAAUAUUUCGACCGAGGUGACUCACGAUCAAUUGCAAAUGAAAAUCAAAUUGGUACAGUAAAUGGGAUUGUAAAUUCUCUCCUUAAUGAAGCAAGCUGUUAUGGUCGAUAUGUUCCUACGACAAAGAAAUCAACGUUUCUUGUUUUCGCCAACUCCGGUCAACAGUUUGAUUAUCUUAUGAAUCGAAACGUCUGGCCGGAAACGCUGUGCAAAUUAGGUAUUCAACAAUCCCGAUACGAUUCGAUUCCGAUUAUAGAAUCGGUCGAAAUCGAUCGGAAUUGGAACCGAAUGGAAUCGAAUGGGAUUGCCGAAUUACCCACAAAAGUUCCCGCAUCGUAUUCGAUUAUUGCACUCGGUAUACCAACUCGAUGGGAUAUUUCUGACUUCAAAAUCAACCUUAGGAAACAAUAUCCUUCGAUCGUUAAAAUCGAACGGUUAUAUGUUCGAAAUGGUAUACCAAUGCCGAAGGUUCGCAUCGAAUUCUCAUCGAAUGAAGAUACUCAACAGAUUUUAAAGAGCAAGAAGCUGCUCCUCGACGACCCAGGUCAACAAAUCCGAUGCUGGAUCCGAUCGGAUCUUACCGGAUCCGACCAUCUGACAAAAUCCGAUCGGAUUCCUGGAAACGGAAUUGCAUUGGAAUCCGACUAG
This is a messenger RNA of Adineta ricciae, 1799 nucleotides long. NCBI's taxonomy places the organism in Eukaryota, Metazoa, Rotifera, Eurotatoria, Adinetida, Adinetidae. The record is from the annotation of a GenBank genome assembly.